CUUCCUGCAGCACACACACACGCACGCGCACGCGCACACGCACACGCACACGCGAGACAAUACUGGGAUUUGCAGCUCUGCGGAGAGGAAACGAGCCGAGGAGUUAAACGAUGGCCAAAUUAAAACGUCACGCCGAGCGCGUCCACGCGGGACGCGUGGAGGAGCCGCGGUGCAAUUAAAGAGGCGAACACGUUAUCCGCUCGUCCGCGCGCUUUUACCUCCACGAGAUGUCCUUCACGAACGGGAUAGAUGCGCAGGACUGAUCGUUGCCAUGGAUACCAGCACGCGAAAAUUCACAGUGCGAAGAUGGUUCUCCAUCUACCUGAAGAACAAGGCCGCUAGGAACAAGAACACGACGGGAUUCUGCCAGCUUGAGGAUGAAAGCAUACUGAAGGAGAUUGACAUCAGCAACCAUGUCAAGGCGGGUUUUGAGAAAGCAGACCCCUCUCAGUUCCAGCUGCUUAAGGUGCUCGGACAGGGAUCCUACGGAAAGGUGUUUCUGGUAAGAAAGAUCAGAGGCGUGGACAGAGGACAACUGUAUGCAAUGAAAGUCCUGAAGAAAGCAACCCUCAAAGUCAGGGAUCGUGUGCGAUCCAAGAUGGAGAGAGACAUUUUGGCAGAGGUCAACCACCCUUUCAUAGUCAAACUACACUAUGCCUUCCAGACAGAAGGGAAGCUCUAUCUAAUCCUAGACUUCCUCCGAGGGGGAGACCUCUUCACUCGUCUGUCAAAAGAGGUAAUGUUCACGGAAGAAGACGUCAAAUUUUAUCUUGCAGAGUUGGCACUGGCCUUGGACCAUUUGCACAGUUUGGGAAUCAUCUACAGGGACCUCAAACCUGAAAACAUUCUUUUAGAUGAAGAAGGACAUAUUAAGAUCACUGACUUUGGUUUAAGUAAAGAAGCCAUUGACCACGAUAAGAGAGCAUAUUCAUUCUGUGGAACGAUAGAGUACAUGGCUCCAGAGGUGGUCAACAGGAGGGGUCAUACGCAAAGUGCAGACUGGUGGUCUUUCGGAGUGCUGAUGUUUGAGAUGCUGACGGGAUCCUUACCGUUUCAAGGAAAAGAUCGCAAGGAAACAAUGGCUCUUAUUCUAAAGGCCAAAUUGGGAAUGCCACAAUUCCUCAGUCCAGAGGUGCAGAGUCUAUUAAGAGCACUCUUCAAGAGGAACCCUGCUAACCGUCUCGGUGCAGGACCAGAUGGAGUAGAAGAAAUAAAAAGUCACUGCUUCUUUGCAUCAAUCAACUGGAAGAAGCUGUAUAGGAAGGAAAGUCGGCCGCCAUUCAAACCAACAGUUGGAAGACCUGAGGAUACUUUUCACUUUGACCCGGAGUUCACCUCUAGAACACCCACAGACUCUCCUGGCCUCCCACCCAGUGCAAACACACACCAGUUGUUCCGCGGUUUCAGUUUUGUCGCCACAAAUCAAAAUCAGGAGCAUAGCAAGACCGUCCUGCCUUCUCACCAGGAGGGGAACACCAUAAUCCCCAUAGCGCAGCAUCUCCGUGGCGAUGUGGCCUUCAGUGAUGUUUACGACCUGAAGGAGGAAGUUGGACGGCCGGCCAACUCAGUCUACAGGAGAUGUCUUCACAGAGUGACUGCAGUGGAAUGUUCAGUGAAGAUCAUUGACAAAGCAAGGAAAGAUCCAGCUGAAGAGAUUGAGAUCCUGUUAAGAUAUGGGCAGCAUCCUAAUAUCAUCACACUAAAGGAUGUGUUUGACGACGGCCAUUGUGUUUACCUGGUUCAGGAUUUAUUGAGAGGAGGCGAGCUGCUGGACCGAGUAUUGACAGUGACAAAUUUCAUAGAGAAAGAUGCAUCAGACAUCAUUUGCACACUCGCCAAGACUGUGGAAUAUUUACACUCCCAAGGGGUUGUGCAUCGGGACCUGAAACCAAGCAACAUUCGCUACUCUGAUGACAGAGGUCUCUCAGAAUGCCUCAGGAUAUAUGAUUUUGGUUUUGCCAAACAGCUGAGGGCGGAAAAUGGCUUACUGAUGACUCCAUGUUACACAGCAACAUUCAUGGCACCAGAGGUUCUAAAGAAGCAAGGUUAUGACGCUGCAUGUGACAUCUGGAGCCUGGGGAUCCUGCUUUACACCAUGAUAGCUGGUUUCAGUCCAUUUGCCAGCAGUGCUGAUGACUCAGCAGAGGAAAUCUUGGCUCAAAUUGGCUGCGGGAAAUUCAUCAUCAGUGGCGGUAAUUGGGAUCUGGUGUCAGACGCUGCCAAGGACAUAGUGACUAAGAUGCUCCAUGUGGACCCUCACCAGCGUCUGACUGCUCCACAGAUCCUUCGCCAUCCCUGGAUUGUAGAGAGAGACCAGCUCUCUGACAAAGUCCUCGCCAGACAAGAUCUGCUCACUGUCAAGGGGUCGCUGGCCGCCACCUAUUCCGCUUUAAGGCGCUGUGCUCCAGCACCAGUCCUGGAGCCUGUGCAGUCCUCAGUACUCGCCCAGCGUCGAGAAAUGAAGAAAGUUGGUGGUGUUGUCAUCGAAUCAGACCUAAAAGAAAAGGGGUAGAUAAAGGAAACUAACACUGUUAAUAAUUGCAAUGAUUUUUCACACUUGCCUCUGGAAUUAGGGAUCCUGGUUCCUAUUAAUAAUUUCAGUGGCCUUUGUCAGAUCCACUGGUUCACUCACAGGACUCUUUGUUAGGGACACUGUACCAUCUGACAUUGGAUUGACACUGUCUAAAAAUGUCUUCAUUGAACAAUAAUAACACAAUUAUUCAAGGGUGGUGUGCACAUUGAAUUGCAAUACAUCACAACUAGAACUAGUCUUAGCUACAGGGGACAAGAGGGGACAAUAUUAGACAUGUGAUGCAGGAUCUCAUAAAUAAUAAAGUAUCCGGUGAGUGUAGCAACUACUUCCAAAAUAUUAAAGUCAUGGUUGAAUUGGAAAAAAAUGUAUACAAAUGCACAUGUUCGAGGUACCUUUGGUAACCUCUGUUAGAAUUUACAGUUGUGACGAUGUUACCAUUGUUUGGUCAUAUAUGACUCAUUAAUACACAAUACAGUAUGUUCUUCGUCACAAAGUAUUCAUCUGGUAGCCGAAAUAAGUAAAAAAAAAAUAUAUAUAUAUAGUCAACUUAAAUGUUAUUUACACACUUAAACACAUGUUUAUUUUCUAAUAUAUAUGGACCCUCCCCAUCUUACCACCGAAUCGGUGCCAUUUGCUUGCACGCAAAAAAAUGAUCAGAAUUUCAGAGCAUUUAACAGUAUUACUUCACAGUCAAUCAAAAUGUACUGUAACCUUAUGACAAAUGACUGUAAAAAGUAAGUAAUGUAAUUAUGAGUGAGUCAUUUACUGUGAAUUUACAAAAAAAAGUGUUUUACAGUGUGCAACACUAAGUCUGAUAAACAUAUUGAACUCCUCAAAAUGGCCCAUCUGAGGCAACUUUAUUUCAUUUUUAUGAUAAAUAAAUGAUAAAUGGGUUGUACUUGUAUAGCACUUUUCUACCUUCAAGGUACUCAAAGCGCUUUGACACUACUUCCACAUUUACCCAUUCACACACUGAUGGAGGGAGCUGCCAUGCAAGGCGCUAACCAGCACCCAUCAGGAGCAAGGGUGAAGUGUCUUGCUCAGGACACAACGGACAUGACGAGGUUGGUACUAGGUGGGGAUUGAACCAGGGACCAUCGGGUUGCGCACGGCCACUCCUCCACCGCGCCACACCGAUUUUGAACACGACUCCUAAACUGAAGAUGGCUCAUUUGAGCGGUGUGUUUAUAGCAUAUAAUUAUCAAACACAUGAAGUACAGUGGUAUCUCAACCCAUGAGCUUAAUUGGUUCUGUGACAGAGCUCUUGCCUGUUCAAAUUAAUUGAAAUCAAUUUAAAUAGUGCUUUUAGCGCCAUUAGUAAAAUGUUAAAAAAAACAACAAAGAAAAAGAAACUUCUAGAUAAGAAUUGUUGUAUGAUAAAAAGUAAUUUUAUGAAGUAAUGUAAUAAUAAUCUACAUCAUUUACUUUGGAGAGUGGAGUGGAGCUUUUUUUCCAUCAAUAAUCAGCAGCUUUUCAAUAUUUUCAUGGAUACAUUUUGCCGUUCAGAAAUUAUUUGAACCCCCUUGAACGCUCAAACGGCUUCACCAUGUUGUUGAUGAUUUGUUUCUUUAAUACAUCCACUUUUUCUCAGCACCGUCCUUCCAAUGUUUAGAAAAACAAAGCUAUGUCCUUUUCUAGCUAUAAGUUAAUGUUGGCAAGUAAGACCAGAUGUUUGGGUUCAGCUAUUACGGGGUUCAGUGUGACAUUUGCCGAUGGCGGAGAUGCUUGGAACUCAAAUUGUUGCUUGCAACUUAACCUCUUAAGGCCCAAGCUGUUUGUUAACAUGCUUUUUUUUAUUUAUCUUUGCUAUUUGGGCUUAUUGGACCCUAAUUAGAAUAAAAAACUAAAAAUCAUCUUUUUAUAUGAUGUACUUAGUCCAUAAGUAACAAAUGUGUAGUUCAUGUUUCGUGACAUGCUAAUUCUUAUUUUUUCACUUUUUUUUCCAAAUUCCAUUGUAUGUUAUACUCUUCUGACACCACCAGAUGACAGUUUAAGUGUCCACAUAAGGGCCAAUUUAGUAGUGUACACAAUUUUGGAAAUAGGAGCUAAAAGGUGUUGUCCACGCAUGUGGCCACUAAGGCCUUUAGAGGUUAAAGCAGCCGAGAGACGGCUCUUAUCUCAAAACACUCCCAAGUUGAGGUACCACUGAAAAGCCACAUGAUAUUUACUGGAUAGAAUGUUGCCAUUAAGCGCAUUAUAGUCACUUAACCCAAAAAAUAUUUUUCAAAUAACAUCACAAAAAAUCAUUUAGGCGCCAGGACUGUGCAUUUGAUUGUAUAUUUAUACAUUUUAUUUCCUGCAUGGGAACACAAAUGGCAAUUGAUUCAGUGGAAUGGCCCUUAUCUCUACAACAGUGUCAAUCACAAUGUGUUUCAUCUCAUCGGUCUUUUGAAUUGUAGCAAGACUUGCAUGUUGUAAAUGUAAAAAUGUCAACUUUAUCUUACAUGCUAAAUCAUCUGAUAGUGUGUAUUAGUAGUUGUCCUCCAUGCAGUAAGACUCUUACAAAGGUAUCAGUCACCCAUAUUAGACAAGUUAGCACUGCAGUUAUUUACAUUGAAGCAUGUUGCUUCACACUGUGCGACAUGUAAAAGUUGUUAUGUGGCUUACAAGUAGGGUACACAGCAUGGCUCUUUGUGUGCAAACCACAUCAAAUCUUGUGUGUAGUCAAGUCACUUACUGUAGCUUCCAUCUCUGCUUCUGUUUGCUUGUAGCUUUUGAAAGCCAAAACCUUUGACAAUUUGUGUCAGACAUGUGUAUACUGUAUGUUAACUAUAUUUUCUUGCAGAACUGAUUGUGAACAAUAUGCAACCACAUAUAAUACGAGGUAAGACCCAAGUAGCACCUUAUUGCUGUGCAAUGUAUCAGUAGAACAACAAUCAUUUUUAGUCAAAAGUAGUGACAGAGCAAAGCUGUACACAAACAAUAGCUACAUCAGACACUUGCUGGCUACUUCAUUGGAUUGUUCAUACGAAUCAAACUUAAUGUUGCCAUCACAAAGUGACCAACCUGGAUGAGUCAAUUUGCACUGCACAUUUCCUGUUAUGUCAGUGAAACUCAUGCUUGAGGUAAAGCUGUGAAUAUUUAUUAAUUUAGUGUACAUAAUAUGGCGCCAAAUCACCUGAACGAGGUUAGAUUGUGAAUUAUGUACAGCUACGAGAAAGCAUUCACUGUAAAUAUUGUGCGUGCAGACUGUACAUAUGAUGGGACACUGUGUCAUGCAUCAAUUUAUGGAUGUAUAUACUGUCUAUACCUGGCUAAUCAUUGACAUGGUUGGUUCAUAUGCCAAAGUUUUACAAAUAAAGGACAACAUUGGAAACAGA
Nerophis lumbriciformis (worm pipefish) is the source of this 5853-nucleotide messenger RNA. Its product is annotated as ribosomal protein S6 kinase alpha-2-like. NCBI's taxonomy places the organism in Eukaryota, Metazoa, Chordata, Actinopteri, Syngnathiformes, Syngnathidae. The record is from RefSeq and is a predicted model, not a curated record. Gene Ontology annotation, biological process: protein phosphorylation; intracellular signal transduction. Gene Ontology annotation, molecular function: magnesium ion binding; protein serine/threonine kinase activity; ATP binding.